AUGAGGAUCGAGAAUCGAGUCUGUGAGGAUCGAGGUUGUGAGGAUCUAGGUUGUGAGGAUCGAGGCUGUGAGGAUAAAGGUUGUGAGGAAAGAGGUUGUGAGGAUCGAGGCUGUGAGGAUCUAGGUUGUGAGGAUCGUGGCUGUGAGGAUCGAGGCUGUGAUGAUCGAGGCUGUGAGGAUCGAGGUGGUGAGGAUUUAGGUUGUGAGGAUCUAGGUUGUGAGGAUCGAGGCUGUGAGGAUCGAGGCUGUGAGGAUCGAGGUUGCUGUGAGGAUAGAGGUUGUGAGGAUAGAGGUUGUGAGGAUCGAGGCUGUGAGGAUCGAGGUUGUGAGGAUAGAGGUUGUGAGGAUCUAGGCUGUGAGGAUCGAGGCUGUGAGGAUAGAGGUUGUGAGGAUCUAGGCUGUGAGGAUAGAGGUUGUGAGGAUCGAGGCUGUGAGGAUCGAGGUUGUGAGGAUAGAGGUUGUGAGGAUCUAGGCUGUGAGGAUAGAGGUUGUGAGGAUCGAGGCUGUGAGGAUCGAGGCUGUGAGGAUCGAGGCUCUGAGUAUCGAGGUUGUGAGGAUCUAGGCUGUGAGGAUCGAGGCUGUGAGGAUCGAGGUUGUGAGGAUCUAGGCUGUGAGGAUCGAGGCUUUGAGGAUCUAGGUUGUGAGGAUCUAGGUUGUGAGGAUCUAGGUUGUGAGGAUCGAGGCUGUGAGGAUAGAGGUUGUGAGGAUAGAGAAUGUGAGGAUCUAGGUUGUGAGGAUCGAGGCUGUGUGGAUAGAGGUUGUGAGGAUCGAGGCUGUGAGGAUCGAGGCUGCUGUGAGGAUCGAGGCUGUGAUGAUCGAGGUUGUGAGGAUCUAGGUUGUGAGGAUCUAGGUUGUGAGGAUCGAGGCUGUGAGGAUCGAGUCUGUGAGGAUCGAGGUUGUGAGGAUCUAGGUUGUGAGGAUCGAGGCUGUGAGGAUAGAGGUUGUGAGGAUCUAGGCUGUGAGGAUCGAGGCUGUGUGGAUAGAGGUUGUGAGGAUCUAGGCUGUGAGGAUCGAGGCUGUGAGGAUCGAGUCUGUGAGGAUCGAGGCUGUGAGUAUCGAGGUUGUGAGGAUCUAGGCUGUGAGGAUCGAGGCUGUGAGGAUCGAGGUUGUGAGGAUCUAGGCUGUGAGGAUCGAGGCUGUGAGGAUCUAGGUUGUGAGGAUCUAGGUUGUGAGGAUCGAGGCUGUGAGGAUCGAGGCUGUGAGGAUCGAGGUUGUAAGGAUUUAGGUUGUGAGGAUCUAGGUUGUGAGGAUCGAGGCUGUGAGGAUCGAGGCUGUGAGGAUCUAGGUUGCUGUGAGGAUAGAGGUUGUGAGGAUAGAGGUUGUGAGGAUCGAGGCUGUGAGGAUCGAGGCUGUGAGGAUCGAGGUUGUGAGGAUCUAGGUUGUGAGGAUCUAGGUUGUGAGGAUCGAGGCUGUGAGGAUCGAGUCUGUGAAGAUCGAGGUUGUGAGGAUCUAGGUUGUGAGUAUCGAGGCUGUGAGGAUAGAGGUUGUGAGGAUCUAGGCUGUGAGGAUCGAGGCUGUGAGGAUAGAGGUUGUGAGGAUAGAGGUUGUGAGGAUCUAGGCUGUGAGGAUCGAGGCUGUGAGGAUCGAGGCUGUGAGGAUAGAGGUUGUGAGGAUCGAGGCUGUGAGGAUCGAGGCUGUGAGUAUCGAGGCUGUGAGGAUCGAGGCUGUGAGGAUCGAGGCUGUGAGGAUCGAGGUUGUGAGGAUCUAGGCUGUGAGGAUCGAGGCUGUGAGGAUCGAGGUUGUGAGGAUCUAGGCUGUGAGGAUCGAGGCUGUGAGGAUCUAGGUUGUGAGGAUCUAGGUUGUGAGGAUCUAGGUUGUGAGGAUCUACGUUGUGAGGAUCUAGGUUGUGAGGAUCGAGGCUGUGAGGAUCGAGGCUGUGAGGAUCGAGGUUGUGAGGAUUUAGGUUGUGAGGAUCUAGGUUGUGAGGAUCGAGGCUGUGAGGAUCGAGGCUGUGAGGAUCGAGGUUGUGAGGAUCGAGGUUGUGAGGAUCUAGGUUGUGAGGAUAGAGGCUGUGAGGAUCUAGGUUGUGAAGAUCUAGGCUGUGAGGAUCUAGGUUGUGAAGAUCUAGGUUGUGAGGAUCGAGGCUGUGAGGAUCGAAGUUGUGAGGUUGGAGGUUGUGAGGAUCUAGGCUGUGAGGAUCUAGGCUGUGAGGAUAGAGGUUGUGAGGAUCGAGGCUGUGAGGAUCUAGGUUGUGAAGAUCUAGGUUGUGAGGAUCGAUGUUAA
Messenger RNA from Biomphalaria glabrata, 2223 nucleotides. RefSeq names its product tenascin-X-like. Lineage: Eukaryota; Metazoa; Mollusca; Gastropoda; Planorbidae. Bases 1 to 2223 code for a protein of 740 amino acids. The record is from RefSeq and is a predicted model, not a curated record. The transcript has 5 exons.